GGUCAGCGUUGGCAAUAGAUUGGUCAGGCCUGUGGAUGGCAGUCUCAGCCUGUCAGCGAUAGAUUGCGCAGGCCUGUGUAUGGCACUACAGUGGAGCGGGAUGGCGGCGCAGCCUCCUCCGAAACCGUGGGAGACCCGGCGGGUCCUGGGUGGCUUACCCACCACCUCCUAUCAGUCAGCUGACUUGAGAACUAGCACCCUCACCAGACCAGGACAUCCAGCUCUUAGCAGGGUGCCUCCACCUGUCCUACCUAGACCAUCUGAACAGACAAGGGCCAGUUCGCUCAGCACCUACCGACCUGGAUACAAUUCCCUUUCCACUGGUUUUGGCUCUUACAGCAAUUAUGGCACCUCACUUUAUGGAAGUUACAGUCCAUACAGCUAUGGUUACGGUAGUGGAAUGGGCUACAACAGAUUCCAGACAGAUGAUGUACCUCCCAGCAGGUUUGUGCGCCAAGCUGAAGAAAGUAGCCGCGGAGCGUUCCAGUCCAUCGAAAGUAUCGUUCACGCUUUUGCCUCAGUCAGCAUGAUGAUGGACGCCACCUUCUCUGCUGUUUAUAACAGCUUCAGGGCUGUUCUAGAUGUGGCAAACCACUUCUCCAGGCUGAAGAUCCACUUUACAAAGGUGUUUUCAGCUUUUGCACUUGUCAGGACAAUCCGGUUCCUUUUCCGGCGUUUGCAGAGACUUAUGGGUCUACGGAAGGGUUCAGAGAAUGAGGAUUUGUGGACUGAAAGUGCGGGGACCGUGGCUCAGCUUGGUACGGAGAAUGACGCCAGCAAUUCUUCCAAGUCAUGGCCGAUUUUCUUAUUCUUUGCUGUCAUUCUUGGUGGCCCCUACCUUAUUUGGAAACUCCUGUCCACCGGUAAUGCUGAAAGUAAUGAUGAAAACAUAAACUGGGCGAUUGGGGAAGAUGACCAUGUAGUGGGAAGGGCAGAAUAUGACUUCACUGCUGCCUCAGAAGAGGAGAUUUCCUUCCAUGCUGGCGAUUUGCUCAACCUGGCUCCCAAAGAGCAACAGCCUAAAAUAAGAGGGUGGCUGCUUGGAAGCUUGGAUGGACAAACAACAGGAUUUGUCCCAGCAAACUACAUCAAAAUCCUUGGCAAAAGAAAAGGCAGAAAAGCCGAGGAGAAGAGACAGGAACAGCAGCCGCUCCCCAGCAAGCCGCCACUGAGUGGGGCAGCAGCUGUCACCACAUUGGAAGAGCAAGAAGCUGCGCUAGAGUCUGUUUUUGUGGAAACCAGCAACCCGGCGUGUGAUAUUGAUGGAAACAUAAGCCACAGAGACACAUUCGAUCUAUAGACACAGAUCUGUUGGGAGAACAGCAAGGUUAUGUUGUAGUAUUGCACUGCAGUUUGUGAACAGAGCCAGAUAAUAUAUUUAAGGUGGUCAGUCUUCACUGGAUCACACUGCCACUUGUACAGAUGUGCUACAAGAUGCAUAGACAUAGAGAAAGGCACUAGAAUAACUGCUUAAUUAAAGGGAAUUCUAUCCAAUCAUUUGUUAAAAUAAUAUAUUUAUGGGGCUUUUUGGUCUCCCUGACCCAAAGCUGCACCAUCCUUUUUUAUUUUACUUCUCCCUUUCUUUUGUUGCAUGUUCGGAGACAUUGAGCAGAUUUAGUGACUCGCGCUCAUACUAACCCCAGCUCUGGGUCACAGAGUGUCGACUUUACCGUAGGCAGUUAAUUCCGGCUCUGUUAAUCCGUAGAGUUACAGAGGGGUAGAAAGCACCUAUGUUCUGCAGCCAUAAUUCUUUAUUUAUAUUUAUUACAUUUCCUUGAAAUAUUUGUGAACAUGGUUAGAAAGCCGCUUGUACUUUAGUGGCCCUUUAGUACAGGUGGCAAUAGCCAAAGGGGUAGAAUACUCUCCGCCACGGGAGCCAGAGAAGACUACAUUAUGCUUAAUUGUUGGAUGAUUAUUUUUUUACCUCUUGGAUUUGUUGGAUCCAUUCUUAAUCUUGUACACAUUAGUGUUAAAAAAUUAUUGUUGAAAUGAAAACCUUGUGCUCUGUCCUCAAUUCUGCUUGAGCAAAUUAGUGUUUGCAAAGCGUCCUGGCAGCGUAUUGUAUUAUAUAUGUAACUAGUAAAGGGAUUCUCUGUCUAGUGGGUCCUCCUCUUCACCCAGGGUCUGUCCCAUCUCCCACUGUUAGAGACGGGAUAGACCUUACAGAAUUAUUAUAUAGAUGAGCGCACUGAUAGGACUCCAUUAUAUUGUUCCAAACAUUAAUUCUGGUGGCAUGUACAUGGCUCAUUACAUUUUCUGUACCAUCAGAAAUGAGGCAUAUUUUCUAGGCUUUAAGAAUGCUUGUUACUCAUCUGAUUUUAUGGGGUCAUACAAGGCAAACAAGUUCAUUUCUAAAUCACAGAUUCCUAUAGCAGCAUUGGCUGUACUCCAUAUUGCUGCUUAUUUCUAGUUACUACAUAAUCAUGUAACGGGUUCCAAUGUAUAGGUCUACAGUCAAUAGGUAAAAGGUAGACAGUGCUUAAGGUCAACACAAAUGUUUGUUUUUUUUGCAUGAUUUACUAUCCACGUGGACUAUGAUUAGGAAUUGUUACCAUGCCCGAAGCAUGGCGAGCAAAGAGAGCCCACGAGGGUUCAUGUUUCCACUGAUUGUGCUUAGAAAUGGUUAAACGUACAAAACGAUACUAAAAAAAAAUUGUCUACUUUUACCCAGUGUCCACCUUUUGUCUGGCAGCCUUACCCAGUGUCCACCUUUUGUCUGGCAGCCUUACCCAGUGUCUACCUUUUGUCUGGCAGCCUUACCCAGUGUCUACCUUUUGUCUGGCAGCCUUACCCAGUGUCUACCUUUUGUCUGGAAACCUUUUGACCCUGUUGACCCAGUGACUGUCUAUCUAGACCGGGGUGGGGAACCUUUUUUCUACUAAGGGCCAUUUGGAUAUUUAUAACAUCCUUCGGGUGCCACACAAAAAUUAUCAACUUAAAAAUUAGCCUGCCCCCAUUAGAUAUGACCCCUAGUAGCGCCGCUUACACACACACACACACACACACACACACACACACACACACACACACACACACACACACACACAGAAAGAGAGAAAAAACACAAUACUCACCAGCCACGCUCCUGCUUCCAGACCCUUGCCCUCUUCCUGGCUGCCUGCUCCUCAGAACUAUGGGAGAGACGUCAUGACAUCUCUCCCAUAGCACCGCACAGGCACACACGCACACUGCCAGAGCCAGAAGCCGGAGCUCAGGAGUGAGCCUGGGAGGGCCGGAUCAAGUGGCUUUGCGGGCCUUAUACGGCCCGCGGGCCUGAGGUUCCCCACCCCUGAUCUAGACAGUGCAGAUCUUCUAUACCACAGCCUGCUGGAAGGGGCAAUGAUACUGCUACUCUGCACAGUCGCUCUUUCUUCCCCUCCAUAGCAGCGCCUCCACCUGAGUCUUAAUUACAGCUUGUAGCGGGAAGACUGAUGCUGUCCACCAAGGAUCCACUCAGGACACCCAACUAAAUAAACUUUUAUUUACAUAUAAACAAAAACAACGCAAUCUAGUACUGCAUUAGCAAGAAGCAACAGUGCACUAGGAAAUAUGUAACACUGAGAAUUAGACACCACACAUACUGCUAUAUAAAUGUUUAUGCACUUGCAGGGAUGUUUGCCUGGACAUUUGAGAACUUGGAAGUGAUUAUUAAAAUGAAAUCCAAAUGUAUUUAACUUGACUCCUUGAGAAAUGUAAUGUCUAUGUGACAGAGAUGGAUUUGAUAACACAACUAUGCUCCCCUAGCGCCCCUCUUCCCCGGGAGGUGAGGGAAGUUUUGCAGUUGCACAGAAUUCACUUUGUGGAGGACACUUAGAUGUACACUAGAGUCUCACAAUGAUGUGCACUCUCACUAUUCAUAUAGGUAUUAUGAAACAGCAGACUGAUAUGAUAAUUCCCUGUCUCUCUAUAUGAUAUCAGAACCUCCUUGUGCCCUUCUGUGUUUUACAUGAACACUGUUCCAUUGGUACACCCUGUAGUUAAUACCAGGCUCCACUAGACACUUACCAGGCGUGACCUUUCCACAUCGGAAAUCACUCCUUAUUCCUUAACUCCCAUCUCAGUAGUUGGCAGUGGUUAUUCUAGCACCCUGCACCUGUCACAAACCAUGCAGUUUCUCUUUCCUGCCUGGGGUGUCACUGUCUUAGUUACAGACCAGAGUGUGCUAGAAGCACCAGAGUAGAGAGCAGUGCCCCAGGCAGAAAAGAGGAACUGCACGGGUUGUGACAAGUGCAGUGUGCUAGAAUGAACACUACUGUUCUCUGUCUUGCAGCUCUCAGACCCUCUAGUCUAAGUAUUAACACUGUGGUAUCAAUCUCUUUUCCCACAGUGCCAUGCAGAGCUGUAAUGGAGUCUGCCCUCCUUAACUGCCAGCUGCGGUUCUAGUCAAUCCUAGCCUGGCACUGCUAUGGUACACAGGCUGGUGACUGCAGCUCUGGGUGUACUACCAGGCUCACAAUUCCAGGCGCUGAUGUCUGGGUUACAUUUAGAAAUGUAUUAAUGCACAGACAGCUUAAUUCCAUAGAAAGUUUAGCAGAAUUAAUUUUAGCAGAUAUAGCAACAUUAUAGUGACCAACUUCAUCUAGUGAGGAGUGGGCUUUGGGGGAGAUUUAGCCAGCUUGUGGAGAGAGGGAAAGUACUAACUAAUCAGCUUCUGUCAUUUUACUGCUGUUUGGAAAAUGGCAGUAGCUGAUUGGUUGGUACUUUACCUCUCUCCAAGCUUUGAUAAAUCUCCCCCUUUGAAUGAAUUAGUACACUAUAGAGAGAUGUAAUUAGGUGUUUUCAGUCAUUGCCUUUUUGAGGGAAAAUAGCUUCCAUCACCUGAAGUGAGUGUGUGCGCUGGAGUAAUAACAGCUAGUGCUGAAACUACCAGUAGGUUGGGAAAUGUGAUUAUUUUGGUUAGAUGUGACGUAAAUUUUCAUGCACCACCAUAUACACACUAAACAUAGAGGAGAGAGGUGAAAUAGGGUAUAACUGUUCUAAAAUAUUACAAUUCGCUAUCUAUACUGUGGUCUGUUCUAUUAUUAUACUGUAUCUGUUUGCACCAAAUUUUCUCUUAAUAAAAAUACUUUAUGUAAAAAAAACUAUACUAAAAUACCCACAACAUGCAUUAAAGCUCCAAAUAGUGAAAACAGACGCCCUUCUCCAACAUCAUACAGCGUGUUUAAUCAUGGAAAACCAAAUUCAUACCCCACUAAUAACCAUUUGUUUGGUUGGGCUGUGUAGUGGGUUGUUUUGUUACAAAGGAUAGGUUUCUUUCCCCAAAAUAAUUUAAAUUCUUCAUUAUGUUUGUAGCUGAUUAAAUAAAUUUACAUCUUUUUACUAA
Pseudophryne corroboree (corroboree frog) is the source of this 5323-nucleotide messenger RNA. RefSeq names its product peroxisomal biogenesis factor 13 (gene PEX13). Gene Ontology annotation, cellular component: peroxisomal importomer complex; peroxisomal membrane; peroxisome. The record is from RefSeq and is a predicted model, not a curated record. Gene Ontology annotation, biological process: protein import into peroxisome matrix, docking. Gene Ontology annotation, molecular function: protein binding. Bases 80 to 1300 code for a protein of 406 amino acids. Lineage: Eukaryota; Metazoa; Chordata; Amphibia; Anura; Myobatrachidae. The transcript is spliced from 4 exons.